Molecule: messenger RNA, 2182 nt
Organism: Chironomus riparius
Lineage: Eukaryota; Metazoa; Arthropoda; Insecta; Diptera; Chironomidae
Source: the annotation of a GenBank genome assembly
AAUAAGUCAGCAUAUAAAUCAAUAAAAACAUAAUUCAUAAGAGAUGUCAACAAUUUACGGACGAGAUCCACUAGAGGGAUUAUGGAAAGAGAUUCUGGACCUCCAUUGGAACUACCUCGAACUAGAAGAGAGCUUAAAAAAGAUUGAUGAACGGAAGAAGUUGGAAGGACGUUUAAGGGAAUAUAUAAGCAUUGUGCCACACGAUAGAAAAUUCUUUUUACCUGAAACGGAGCACGUACUGCGUGUGAGCAUCACACAAAUGAGAGAUUUUUCGGCAUUCAAAGGUGCCAUUGGUUUUGAGUCAAUUAGUCAAUAUGCAAAUAAUCUUUUUACAAAACCAUGGCGGAAGGAGUAUAGAGUCAUUAAGAUGUAUUCGGGAUUUUAUCAACAUGAAAUUAAAAAUAAUCUUCUUGACGCAGAGAAGAUAUUUAUUGCAAUGGGUUAUAAGCUUAUGCCAAAUCAAACUCUCGUGCUUGACGGUCCAAUAUGUCCCGAUCAGGUGACAAAUGUUAGUCGUGAUGCCCUUACUGCUUACGUUGAGUGUCAAAUCAUGAAGCAAGUCAAUUCUGAACUGACUACACUUGGAUUGGCAACGACAUGGAAUGAUAUAUUUAAUUUUCGAGAAUGUCACAUUGGUGACUCGUCGCAGACAAUUAAAGGUUUAAAUCAAAUUUUACAAUCACGUCAAAUGCAAAUACAUGGUAUUUUAAGAAAAGAUCCAUAUGCUUUGGCUCUUCCAUCACCGCCUAUGCACCAUCAUCAACAACAUUAUCAACAGCAAGCUCAAAUUUGUAGUUCACAUUGUAAUAUUCAUCCGUUACAAUAUAAUCAAUCGUUACCACCUCCACCUCCACCAUUAGCACAACAAAAUUCAUAUUAUCAUCAUUACAAUCAGCCAUGCACCCAUCACAUGCAAAAUUAUGUGCCACAACCACCAACAGCUAAUUGCUAUCAACAUCAUUUACCACAUUCUAAAUCAUUAGAUCAGUAUGAUGGUAAGAUACAAGGAAAUGGUAAUAUCAAUCAUCAUCAUCGUCUAUCAUUAGAUCAUAAUUAUAAAAUGGCACAGCAAUUACAUCAGCAGCACUUAUCACCGACAACUCAACAAUCAAUGCAACAGCAACAGCAGCAGGCGCCACCUCCAUUUGAUUAUAUUGAUUCCGCCUAUAAUCAUCCAUAUAAUCAGCCAAAUUCAAGAGCUCCAUUACCUUAUAAUCUUUCAUCAAAUUUAGGUCAUGACACCGGAGGAGGUUAUUAUCCACAAGAUCAAUCAAAUCAAAUGCCCAAUCAUCAUCCGAGAAUGUUCAGCACAAAUGAAUUUUUUCAGCAACAAUUAAUGCAAUUACCAACAACUGUGAGUGACUAUCAUCAACAGCAACAACAACAGCCGUCGUAUCAUCAUCAAAAAUAUUCUGAAUCAUCAUCACCAGCGAUUCAGGACGAGCUUAUUUCUUUCACAAAUGAGCCAAUUCGAGUAGGAAGUAAAACGACCGAGGUUAAAUUAAGGAGUAGUUUAAAGAAAAGCACCCACAGUACAUCUGAUAGCGUUGACAUGGAACAAGAAUUGAAUGAAUUGAGAGCACUGAAACGUGAAAAGUCAUUAACGCCUGCAAGUACGAGCAGUGAUGUGAAAACACGUGACGGUAUCGGAAAUUAUCAGGCAUGGGAUUACGUCUUUCAAAACCUCGAAAAAGAUAAUGAGAAAAAGAGUAAAGUGAGUACGGCAGAUGAGAAAAUUGCAGCCGAAUUAGAAAAUUUAAAAAUUAAAGCCAAUGGACAUGGACCUCCACGGGAUCGUCUAUCGUCUAACCACAAGAGCAAUAAUCGAACGUUAGAAAAGACUGGACAGACCAGUACAUCAGUACAAACCAAACAUAGAACAAAAUCUGUUUCAACAACAACCGACACACAGCCGGUAAGCAAUCAUGAGCACAAGCGAACAUUAUCUGUGAUGGAAUGCAAUCAAAGAAUACAAAUGCCAUCGCCACCUGAAUUGAUUGUCGGUCCUAAUGAGUGGAGCUGUCGAUUUUGUACGUUUCUUAAUCCAAAUACGAAAAAGAUUUGUGAGAUGUGUAGUAAGUCAAAGGAUUUUUUCUUUGAUGCUGAUAAGAAUGCGGCCACUGCUACGUGUGUCUGAGAUAAGGUUAAAAAUCGUAAAUUUUAAAUUUACCUUUUUUGUUAU